GCAUUUCGCGGAUCAGUGGCACAGUGUAGGCGACGCAUUCGUCCCAGCCGGGCGAUCGCCAGGCCGAUUCGCGCGUUUCCUUUCGUCCCUGCAAAUCCUUGUAGCCUGUGGAAAUAGGGUGUGACAAAAAAAAUGUGUAUCAGUUGUGUGAGAGUUUUGUGAGUGCAAGGAAAAACAAAACAUCGGUACGAAUACAUUAUUUCUGGUCACUCUGAACACAAAUCUGAUGUAAACAAACGGUGUUGUAACUCAGCUGGGCUCUAGUGUGCUGCGGACCGAAACACGCAAAUUACGCUCCCGCAAGGUUCACGCACUGGAAAACGGCGUUCGGUAGGCGGAAAACCAUGGCCACCCUUUUACCGAAGCCCGUCGAUCCGGAGGAGGCGGCGGCCAAGCAGAACAGCGCCACCAAAACGGAGGGCAUAUUUUUCCCCGGCUCCGAUCUGGACGAGGUGGCCAAACAUUUCAUCGGUAACACUCACCGCUAUCGGGAAAACAUCAUCAUACCGAAAAUGUACGGCGUGGUGCAGAUAAAAACCAACGAGGAAAAGCUGGUGGAAGCCGCCUUCGAGAGCUGUGCGUUCAAAUCGUUCAUGAGCUGCGUGCUCGGGUACGGGUUGGGCGCGGCCAUCGGGCUGUUCAGCUCGUCCGUCAAUCCGAGCAUUGCCGAUCCGAUGGCGGGCGAUAAGCAGCAGACGGCGAGGGAAAUUUUCCGCGAAAUGCGGGCAGCGACGCACUCGUACGGCAAAAACUUUGCCGUCAUCGGGGCCGUGUUUGCGGCGGUCGAGUGCGCCAUCGAGUCGAAACGUGGCGUUUCCGACUGGAAGAAUGGUACCUACGCCGGAGCGGUGACGGGAGGAUUGAUUGGCCUAAGAGCGGGAGUCAAGGCUGGAAUUAUUGGAGCAGCGGGUUUCGCUGCGUUCUCCACGGUCAUAGAUUACUACAUGCGACACAGAUAAAUGCAUACCAAGCAGUGCAAAAAGCAAAUAUUUUUAAAAUGUUGUAGACUUUCAGGCAUAAUAGGCAUUACGGAAAACCGAAUAAAAUAGAUCCCUAUCGCUAGCCCGAA
This is a messenger RNA of Anopheles gambiae (African malaria mosquito), 1069 nucleotides long. Its product is annotated as mitochondrial import inner membrane translocase subunit Tim22. Bases 345 to 959 code for a protein of 204 amino acids. Gene Ontology annotation, molecular function: transmembrane protein transporter activity. The record is from RefSeq and is a predicted model, not a curated record. Gene Ontology annotation, cellular component: TIM22 mitochondrial import inner membrane insertion complex. Gene Ontology annotation, biological process: protein insertion into mitochondrial inner membrane. The transcript has 5 exons. Lineage: Eukaryota; Metazoa; Arthropoda; Insecta; Diptera; Culicidae.